Molecule: messenger RNA, 597 nt
Organism: Rotaria sp. Silwood2
Lineage: Eukaryota; Metazoa; Rotifera; Eurotatoria; Philodinida; Philodinidae
Source: the annotation of a GenBank genome assembly
AUGCUGUUUCAUAUUUUGUCGUUAUUCUUCUUCAUAAAUCGAAUUGAUUUAUCGAUAACAGAAGGAGAAAGAUCAAUCAAUAUAAAAUGUAUUGAUUUACUUGUUGGACAAUAUCGUUGCCAACAACCAAAAAUUGAUGAUCAAACACAAGAACCUCAAGGUUGUGAACGACAUCCUUUAAUAUUAAACGGGGUAGAAAAAUUUAUUGAUACAGCUCCAAUAAGUUGUUAUACAGCUCCAAAAAUUAUUUGUGAAGGAGGAAUUUAUAAUGAAACAUUAGAUGGAUAUGUUUUUGAAAAACAUACAUCAUGUCGAUGGACAAAUGGAAAAUAUUAUCGUACAACAUUAAUUUUAUCCUUAUUUUUAGGCAUUUUUGGUAUUGAUCGUAUUUAUUUGGGAUAUUAUGUUAGUGGUUUGCUAAAAUUAUUUACUUGUGGUUUUAUGCUUGUCGGUGCUCUAGUCGAUUUUUUAUUAAUUGCUCUUCAAGUUCUUACACCUGCUGAUGGUUCACAUUAUAUCAUUGAUUAUUAUGGACCUCGUCUUUUAUGGACAGAAUUUAAUGAAAAUCGAACUUAUUUAAAACCACAAAACUAUUAA